AUGACGAAUCUACCAAUUGAACCUAGUCUUGAAGCACUUGAGAAGUACAAAACUGAAAAUACUGACGAUGUUAACUUUUACCCGGUAUAUAAAUUUAUACCUGCAGGGGAUAUUGGUGCUUAUGAAGUUUAUUUGAAGCUUGCACAAUUGAAUAAGGGGGAUCGCCAGAUGUCUUUUUUGUUAGAAUCGGUUCGGUCUAUAGAAAAGGUUGAUCAAUUUUUGUUUAUUGGGGUUGGACCUCGGGAGGUGAUUAAGAUAGAGAAUGAUGGUGGGAAUCCAUUACAGGCGCUUGAGAAAGCAUUGGAAGGUAUAAAGAUGGCAGAGAAUGUUCCAGGUUUACCAAAUUUUUGUGGUGGAGCGGUUGGUUAUAUCUCUUAUGACUGUGUAAAGUACUUUGAGCCCCGUACGGCGCGGAAGCAGAGGGAUCCCUUGGGGUUACCGGAGGCGAUUCAGAUGUUGUUUGAUACAAUUGUUGCUUACGACCAUGUUUACCAGAGGAUACAGAUUAUUACUCAUAUUGACUUGAGAAAGAAUAAAGAUCUUGCUAGUGGUUAUCAAGCCGCUGCCAAGACUUUGUCACGCGUUGCGGACUUGAUACAAAACAGUCAUGUGGAUCAGCCGAUUCAACCGCCGAUCCAGCUGGGUCACGUGAUGGAGUCCAACAUCGGCGAAGAAGGCUACAAGAAGCAUGUUGCUACACUAAAGGAACAUAUUCAGUGCGGAGAUAUUAUCCAGGCUGUUCCAUCCCAGCGUAUUGCGCGGAAGACGUCUCUACAUCCUUUCAAUAUAUAUAGAGAACUCCGUACGGUUAAUCCUUCACCAUAUAUGUUCUACCUUGAUUUUAUUGACUUCCAAGUGAUCGGGGCGUCUCCAGAGCUGCUUUGUCAGGUCGACAAGGCUCAGCGUGUUGUUUGUCAUCCAAUUGCUGGUACCAUUAAGCGUGGUUCAUCCGCAAAAGAAGAUGAUAUGUUGUCUUCCGUACUAAGCAACUCACUCAAGGACAGAGCUGAGCAUAUUAUGUUGGUGGACCUUGCACGUAACGAUAUAAACCGUGUUUGUGAUCCUAGUACCACGAAAGUCGACAAACUACUAGCUGUGCAACGAUUUUCGCAUGUGCAGCAUUUGGUCUCUGAGGUCUCUGGAACUUUACGUCCAGAUAAGACAAGAUUUGAUGCCUUCAGCUCCUUAUUCCCAGCAGGAACCGUAUCUGGAGCUCCAAAGGUGAAAGCAAUGGAGCUUAUUGCUGAGUUGGAAAACGAGAAGCGCGGUGUGUAUGCGGGAGCUGUAGGAUACUGGUCCUAUGAUGGUAAGUCCACGGACACAUGCAUUGCUCUACGUACCAUGGUCUACAAGGAUGGAGUGGUGUACAUCCAGGCUGGUGGAGGAAUAGUGUUUGAUUCCGAUGAAGAUGAUGAAUAUGUUGAAACCCUUAACAAGAUGAAGGCAAACUAUAACACUAUAGUCCAAGCUGAAAAGACAUGGGCCGAAAAAGCCGGGACAUUAUAA
Molecule: messenger RNA, 1506 nt
Organism: Eremothecium sinecaudum
Lineage: Eukaryota; Fungi; Ascomycota; Saccharomycetes; Saccharomycetales; Saccharomycetaceae
Gene: TRP2
Product: anthranilate synthase TRP2
Exons: 1
Coding region: 1-1506 (501 amino acids)
Biological process (GO): L-tryptophan biosynthetic process
Molecular function (GO): anthranilate synthase activity
Source: RefSeq, a predicted model, not a curated record